Messenger RNA from Triticum dicoccoides, 2162 nucleotides. RefSeq names its product putative laccase-11. The transcript is spliced from 3 exons. Gene Ontology annotation, cellular component: apoplast. The record is from RefSeq and is a predicted model, not a curated record. Gene Ontology annotation, biological process: lignin catabolic process. NCBI's taxonomy places the organism in Eukaryota, Viridiplantae, Streptophyta, Magnoliopsida, Poales, Poaceae. Gene Ontology annotation, molecular function: hydroquinone:oxygen oxidoreductase activity; copper ion binding. The coding region runs from base 148 to 1881 and encodes 577 amino acids.
CAUGUCACUCAGCACCUCCAUCCACUCUCUAGCCAGCGAGCUAGCGAUCCAUCUCCCUUGCAGCUCCUGCAGAGUUCGAUCUAGCUUUACAUAGCUAAUCGAUCGCGGAGUUGAAGUGUGGCCAGCAGGAAGCUAGCUAGCUGCACAAUGGGAAUGGAUGCUCGCCGCCUCCGGUGCGCCUCGCCUGCAUGCCUCCUCCUGGCCUUCCUCCUGGCCAUGCCGGGCCUCACCGCCGGCCUCACCCGCCGCUACACCUUCAACGUGACCAUGGCGACGGUGACGCGGCUGUGCACGACCAAGAGCAUCCCGACGGUGAACGGGCGGUUCCCGGGGCCGAGGAUCACGGUGCGGGAGGGCGACCGGCUCGUCGUCAACGUCCACAACAACAUCAACAACAACGUCACCUUCCACUGGCACGGCGUGCGGCAGCUGCGCAGCGCCUGGGCGGACGGCCCGGCCUACAUCACGCAGUGCCCCAUGCGCCCCGGCCAGAGCUACGUCUACAACUUCCGCAUCGUCGGCCAGCGCGGCACCCUCUGGUGGCACGCCCACUUCUCCUGGCUCCGCGCCACCCUCCACGGCCCCCUCGUCAUCCUCCCGCCCCGCGGCGUCCCCUACCCCUUCCCCAAGCCCUACCGUGAAGUCCCCCUCAUGCUCGGUGAGUGGUUCAACGCCGACCCGGAGGCGGUGAUCAAGCAGGCGCUGCAGACCGGCGGGGGGCCCAACGUGUCCGACGCCUACACCUUCAACGGCUUCCCUGGCCCGACGUACAACUGCUCGGGCGGCGCCAACAGCACGUUCAAGCUCAAGGUGAAGCCCGGGAGGACGUACAUGCUGCGGCUCAUCAACGCGGCGCUCAACGACGAGCUCUUCUUCGCGGUGGCCAACCACACGCUCACCGUCGUGCAGGCGGACGCCAGCUACGUCAAGCCGUUCGCCGCCAACACGCUCGUCAUCUCGCCGGGGCAGACCAUGGACGUGCUCCUCACCGCGGCCACCAACCCGUCCUCCACGGCCUUCGCCAUCGCCGUCGCGCCCUACACCAACACGGUGGGCACCUUCGACAACACCACCGCCACCGCCGUCCUCGAGUACGCCCCGCAGCGGCCCGCCGCGCUCCGGGGCCUCCCGGCGCCGCCGCUCCCGCGGUACAACGACACGGGCGCGGUGACCAACUUCUCGUCCAACUUCCGGAGCCUGGCGAGCGCGCGGUACCCGGCGCGGGUGCCGCUGAGCGUGGACCGGAGCUUCUUCUUCGCCGUGGGGCUGGGCGCCGACCCGUGCCAGAGCCCGGUGAACGGGACGUGCCAGGGGCCCAACAACACCCGGUUCGCGGCGAGCAUCAACAACGUGUCGUUCGUGAUGCCCAAGACGUCGCUCCUGCAGGCGCACUACAGGCGCCGGUACUACGGCGUGCUCGCGGCCAACUUCCCCGCGGCGCCGCUGCGCAAGUUCAACUACACCGGCACGCCGCCCAACAACACGUUCGUGACCCACGGCACCCGGGUGGUGCCGCUCGCCUUCAACACCUCCGUGGAGGUGGUGCUGCAGGACACCAGCAUCCAGGGCGCCGAGAGCCACCCGCUGCACCUGCACGGCUACGACUUCCACGUCGUCGGGACCGGGUUCGGCAACUACGACGCCGCCAACGACACCGCCAGGUACAACCUCGUCGACCCGGUGCAGCGGAACACCAUCAGCGUGCCCACCGCCGGCUGGGUCGCCAUCCGCUUCGUCGCCAACAACCCCGGUGUUUGGAUCAUGCACUGCCACCUGGACGUGCACCUGAGCUGGGGCCUAUCCAUGGCGUGGCUUGUCAACGACGGGCCGCUGCCGAACCAGAAGCUGCCGCCUCCGCCCUCCGAUAUCCCCACGUGCUAGUAGCCUACGGCUCAGAUCCUUGGCGAUUUUGGUCCAUGCGCGCGAGGCACGUUCGCACGCGUGCACGCAUACAUGCUCAAUUUGGUGGUGGUCGAGGAAUUCAGCUCGAUUGGUUUGGCCUGACUGGAUGAAUGAAUGAAUGGUGUGCCCGUUUUUGUGAUGUUUGGUUUUCUCUUGGAAAGAAAAAAAGAAAGAUUGGUGUAACUGUAAACUUGUAAGCAAGUUCCAUGGAUGGCGUCGUGUAAUUCAUGUUUUUUGAAAGGGAAUGCUGUUAUUCUUUC